Trichomonas vaginalis G3 is the source of this 1818-nucleotide messenger RNA. Its product is annotated as WD repeat-containing protein family. Bases 1 to 1818 code for a protein of 605 amino acids. Gene Ontology annotation, molecular function: protein binding. Gene Ontology annotation, biological process: cilium assembly. NCBI's taxonomy places the organism in Eukaryota, Parabasalia, Trichomonadida, Trichomonadidae. The record is from RefSeq and is a predicted model, not a curated record. The transcript has a single exon.
AUGGCUGACGAACUCAAGCUCUGUUCAACUAUUGGUUUCUCUGGUCAAGUAGCAGGAGGCCUUAUAGCACAUCCAGACAACAAGCAUAUUAUUUAUCCACUUGGCUCAAUUCUCGUUGUUAUGGAGAAGGGAAAGGCUGCAACCCAGCGUUUCCUUACAGGACAUACAAGCGAGAUCACAGCAAUUGCUGUUUCCCGCUCAGGCCACUACAUUGCAUCUGGCCAGUAUUCAGCAAUCGAUCAGGAGUCUACACUUAUUCUUUGGGACUUCGAUAAGAUGGCUCAAGUCGCAAAAUGGACAAUGCACAAGGACUCAAUUCGUUGCUUAUCAUUCUCCAUGUCCGACAAGUACCUUGCUUCCCUUGGUGGCGAUGAUAGAAUCGUUAUUUGGGACGUUGCUCGUCGCGCUGGCCUUAAUGGCUCAACAGCCACAAUUGGCUCAACAGGUGGAUGCAACUGCGUCGGAUUUUCUAACAACGACGAUCAAUUCUUCGUUUCUGCGGGUGAUACAAACGUCCGUUUCUGGAGAAUUGAUGAAGAGCGCCGCAAUUUCACAGCAGACAACAUGAAGCUCGAUAUUACAAAGCGUAACGUUACAGCACUUUCUCUCGAUGCUAACGAUACAUACGUAUAUUGCGGAACUACAACUGGUGAUGUUCUUAAGGUCCACUGCGAGCAGAAGAAGCUCAUCACAGUCGGCCCACGCAAGCCAAUUGGCGAAGGCAUCACAGCUCUUCAAGUUACUCCAUGGGGAGAUAUCGCCGUUGGUUCUGGCUGCGGCCGUGUAGCCAUCCUUGAUGCUGGCGACCUCCAUGCCAUCACAGGAACAGAUCUCCAGGGCCGUGUUACAUCAGUUUCCGUUGUUCCAAGAACAAACUCCGAAAUUCUUUGCGGCACCUCCGAAUCCGACAUCUGCUCCAUCAACACAGAUACAUUCAAGGCCUCCAUCCUUUCUAAAGGCCACUCAUCCGCCAUCUCAGAUGUAUUCUUCCCAGAACGCUCUUCAGACAUGUUCCUUACCUGCUCAUCCGGUGGCUUCCACGUCUGGAACAGUCGUACAUACCAAGAACUCCUCCGUGUCUCUCUCGCCCGUUCCGAAUGCAACUGCAUCGCCGUCCCAGCCGAUGGCAAGAUCAUUCUUACAGGCUGGAGCGAUGGCCGUAUCAGAGGCUACGCUCCACAGUCCGGCCGCGAGCUCUGGGUCAUCAACGGUGCCCAUCUUAACGGUGUUACAGCAAUUGCAGCACGUGGUUCAUUCAUUGUCACAGGCGGCAUGACAGGCGACAUUUCUAUUUGGGAACUCGGCGCCAAGAACAUGCAUCUUGUCAAGACACUCAAGGAGCACCACCAGAUGGUCUCUCAGAUCAAGUUCUCACGCGAUGGAAACGAGUUCUGGUCAUGCUCACACGAUGGCUCCGUCAUCAUUUGGGAUGCAAACCGCGUUGUUUCUCGCCAGAGAUUCAUGCAACAGGCUUUCUUCAAUGGAGCUGAUGUCCACACAGAAACAGGCAUUCUCGUUACAGUUUCUUCUGAUAAGAGAAUCGUAUUCUGGGAUGGCUUCAACGCUUCAAUCAUCCGUGAGCUCGAAGCUUCCGUCAACGCACAGCCAAAUUCAAUCUGUUUGUCUCCAGACGAAACAAAGUUCGUAACAGGAGGUGAUGACAAACUCGUAAAGGUUUGGGGAUUCCAGACAGGCCAGCUCGAAGCUCUAGGUAAGGGCCACUGCGGCAACAUCAAGAAGGCAAUCUACUCUCCUGACCAGUCAAUCAUUGUUUCUGUUGGCGCUGAGGGUGGCAUUUACAUUUGGAAAAUGAAAUAA